This is a messenger RNA of Xylona heveae TC161, 396 nucleotides long. RefSeq names its product ACN9-domain-containing protein. The transcript is spliced from 3 exons. Bases 1 to 396 code for a protein of 131 amino acids. Lineage: Eukaryota; Fungi; Ascomycota; Xylonomycetes; Xylonales; Xylonaceae. Gene Ontology annotation, biological process: succinate metabolic process; mitochondrial respiratory chain complex II assembly. The record is from RefSeq and is a predicted model, not a curated record. Gene Ontology annotation, cellular component: mitochondrial intermembrane space; mitochondrion.
AUGAGAUUAAGUCCCAGACUGCUUCUGGCAACGCCCACCCCGGCCGGAGUGAGCGCGGGUAUCAAGGCGGCCCCAAUGGCGCUGCUCCCGCCCAUCCCGCUGUACCGCCGCUUGCUCCGCGCUCAUCGGCACAAGUUACCGCCAGAGAUGCGCCUGCUGGGAGACCAGUACGUGAAGAGCGAGUUCCGAGCACAUCGCAGUGUGGAUAAUCCGGUGCAUAUUAUUGGUUUCUUGACGGAGUGGCAGCUCUACGCCCAGCAGCUUGAAGGCGAGGCAUGGAAGGAUGACAAGCUAGAUAAGGCCAAGAUUGAUAAAAUGAGCGAUCAACAGCUCGGUCAGCUAUAUGAACUCAUGCAAUCGAUUCGCGAUCCGGAUACAGGGAAGUCUGGUUCGUGA